AUGGGCCUCACACCCGAACAGAAGCAGCAAUGGGCCCAGAACGGCUACCUGCUCAUCCCAGACGCACUUUCGCAAUCUGAAGUCGCAGAACUCAUGUCGGAGACCCAAAAGAUGCUCUCGAACUUCGACCUCUCCAACCAUCCCAUGACCCGCUUUAGCACCGGCGAAUCCAGUGCCCACGUUGGAGACGACUAUUUCUUGACAUCCGGCGACAAAAUCCGCUACUUCUUCGAAGAAGCCGCCUUCUCCGCCGACGGGAAGCUCUUGAAGCCAAAAGAGAAAGCGAUCAACAAAAUCGGACAUUAUCUCCAUCAUUUGAAUCCGAAGUUCAAAAAGGCCAGCAUCAACGCACAGAAUGCCGAUAUAGCUCGAGAUCUUGGCUUCAAAGAUCCAAGAGUCCUACAGAGCAUGAUCAUCUGCAAACAACCAGAGAUCGGUGGCCGCGUGCCUCCACAUCAGGAUAGCGUCUUUCUCUACACCGAUCCGCCUUCGGCUGUGGGCUUUUGGUACGCGCUCGAGGACUGCACGGUGGAGAAUGGAUGUUUGAGCUUCGCGCCGGGAUCACACCGCAGAGCGCCGAUCACGAAUCGCUUUGUCAGGAACGAGAGCAAUACGGGCACAACGUUUGUGAAGAAUGAGGGUUCGCAAUGGCCGGAGGGACUCGAGAAGGAGCAGGGGAAGCAGGAGCAGGAGGAGACGUAUCAGCUUGGAGAAGUCAAGGCUGGGACUCUGGUGCUUAUACAUGGAAACAUUCUGCACAAGAGCGAGAAGAAUACGAGUUUGAAGGGGAGGAUGAUAUAUACUUUUCAUAUGAUCGAAGGUGGGCACGAAUAUGAUGCGAAGAAUUGGUUGCAGCCGCCGGAAGAAGGCUUCACGGCGCUCAAUGAGGCUGUUGGUGCCGCAUUAUGA
This is a messenger RNA of Pseudocercospora fijiensis CIRAD86, 909 nucleotides long. RefSeq lists its product as uncharacterized. NCBI's taxonomy places the organism in Eukaryota, Fungi, Ascomycota, Dothideomycetes, Mycosphaerellales, Mycosphaerellaceae. The transcript has a single exon. Bases 1 to 909 code for a protein of 302 amino acids. The record is from RefSeq and is a predicted model, not a curated record.